AUGGCGCAGGCAGAGACUUCUGAAGUUCUUAGGACUAUUAGAACUGUGUUCACUGCAAUAGAAAGAAAUAUUCUGGAAGGGUCUGUGAUUGAUUCUGAUACUAAGAAUUUAUUGCAAAAUGCAAAACACAACUUUGAUAGAAUUUCAUCGGCAUUACCAGAAAAUAUUAGAGUACAAUUGAGAGACUGUUUUGAGGAUUUGAUACCACGAAAUGAAAGAUAUGAUGCCAGAAACUCUCCACCAGUUAUCAACAACUUUCUUGCUACGCGCAUUAAAGAAGGUCAGUUUGGUAUGCCAAAAGUUGAAAUCUCAAAAGAACAACUGAAGCUUUUAAUUUCACAAGGAUACACUGGGAAAAGAAUUGCAGAACACAUAGGAUGUUCUGCAUCUUAUAUUUAUAAACGCCUGAAAACUGAGGGUCUGUCACCAAGACAGAAAUUCAGCAGUAUAACAGAUAAUGAACUGGAUGAAGAAUGCAAAAGACUACAAGCAAGUUGUCCAAAUGCCGGUUCUGAGAUGAUGUCAGGAAUGCUAAGGGCAAGGGGAAUACAUGUACAAAGGGACAGACUUCGACGCACAUUGGCUAGACUUGACCCAAUUGGCACUGCUCAGAGAUGGUCACAAACUGUUCAAAGAAGGUCAUACCAUGCCGUCUCACCUAACAGUAUAUGGCACAUUGACAGUCACAUGAAGCUUAUAAGGUGGGGCUUUGUUGUACAUGGUGCUAUCGAUGGCUUCUCCCGUCUAAUACCUUAUUUAAGUUGUGCUACAAACAAUUCUUCAUCCACGGUGCUACAGACUUUCUGCAGGGGUGCUCUACAGUAUGGAUUACCAUUAAGAGUGAGGUCUGACCAAGGCACAGAAAAUGUUCAGGUAGCACCUUAUGAAUGCCAUCAGAGGAUUACACCGUGGCAGCCAUAUAACUGGACUUUCUGUCCAUAA
This is a messenger RNA of Polypterus senegalus (gray bichir), 942 nucleotides long. RefSeq lists its product as uncharacterized. Gene Ontology annotation, biological process: DNA integration. Gene Ontology annotation, molecular function: nucleic acid binding. Bases 1 to 942 code for a protein of 313 amino acids. The transcript has 4 exons. NCBI's taxonomy places the organism in Eukaryota, Metazoa, Chordata, Cladistia, Polypteriformes, Polypteridae. The record is from RefSeq and is a predicted model, not a curated record.